AUGAAGGCCACACUCCUUGUCAUUGCGUCCAUCGCUCAAUCGAUCGUGAGCAUCUAUGCCGCUCCGACUCCCGCUGGGGCUGUUGAAGCCGCCGGUGUGAAAGGAAAUUGGGCCAAUGACUUUGAAAAGAACGACUUCGACGGAAAGAAGAUUGACUUCGAUUUUAAGAAGAACGACUUCGACGGAAAAAAGCCCUUCUAUGGAUAUGGAAAGAAAGGAUUCUUGUAUGAAGCCGACGUUGAGGAAGUCCAGGCCGCAGGUUACAAGGACGAGCAUAACAUCCAGAAGAACAGCCAGCACAAUGCGCAUAAAAACUCCGCCAACCAAAAUCAGCACCACGCCAAUCAAAACACCAACAAAAACGCUCAUAACAACUUGCAAGAGGAUCAUAUCGAGGCCAACCAGCGCAAUCAGAUUCUGGAGAAGGUCAAUCAAGAGAACAACUUCGAGAAGGAUCAUCUCAAUCAAAACAACAAGAACCAUCAUAACAGCGCUCAAAAGAAGGACCAGAACAACAACAACUACAACAACGUGAAGAAACACGAUCAGAACCGUAAGGAUACUUUGAGCAGCCGGCUCGUCCGACAUCUGUUGCGAUUAAUCACCUUCUUCACUUCCACCCGCAUCCCUUAUCCUGCAGAGUUCAACAAGAAGGAAGUUGAAGCCGCUGCCGUCUGA
Fimicolochytrium jonesii is the source of this 678-nucleotide messenger RNA. RefSeq lists its product as uncharacterized. The coding region runs from base 1 to 678 and encodes 225 amino acids. The record is from RefSeq and is a predicted model, not a curated record. The transcript has 8 exons. Lineage: Eukaryota; Fungi; Chytridiomycota; Chytridiomycetes; Spizellomycetales; Powellomycetaceae.